AUGUUGUUCAUUCUCUUCAUGAUAUUGCUACCAUAUUAUGUUAAAUAAAUCAUCUCGACUCGUAUUCACAUUUCAUUCUUUCUUCCUGUCAACGAAAUAACUCAUUCAUAUACCUACCUACCUAUCAAAAGUUAAAUUCUUCUUCCCCUUCACAAGGCUUCAUACUCCAAAGACCGAAAACACACUAGUGAUUAAUCCCAGACCGUCGUAACCUUUACUCCGACUUUUUCAAGCUCCAUCCAUCCAUCAUAUUAUUUCACAAAUUCACUUAUUUAUUUCAAGAAUCAAGGACAUGAAGCCUCCUACAUAUUCUACACGCUCGAAGCGUAAAUCCGAUGAAGUAGAACCUAGUUCACCCACUUCUAAAAAAUCACGAACAUCACUUGAUCUCCCACCUUCUUCUCCAUUAUCAUCACCUUCUUCCACAUCAGCUGACGCCCUCUUGGCUCAAAGUCCAAUGGACCCUGAAAAUCUUGAUCUCGACUCUAAUUUAACCUUUCGAGGAGGUUUUCGUGGUAGAGCUCGUGGACGCGGUAGAAUUCGUGGAACGGGAAGAGUCGGACGAAAUGGUAAUGCGAAAAUUCCCAUGACGAAGAUGGGUGGUGUGGAUAUCAAUGCCAGUGUGGCGGGUGGGAAAUCAUCUCGUGGAAGAGGUGGUCAUCGGGUGAAAAAAUCAAGUAAUGCGAGGAUACAGAGUUUGUAUCAUCGGAAACAAUUGCUGAAAACUCAGUACAAACAGGUGGCUUUGUUGCAGAGGGUCGCUCUGGAUGUCAUUUCAGAUAAGUCGUUGCAGGUUAUCAGUGAGGAUCCAAAGUAUCAUGAGACGUUGCCUGAAUUUCAGAUUGUGACAGAUCAAUUGGCUGCGAAAUAUGCUGAGAGAGUUGCGUUGUUGGAGGCUCAACGUAUGGUUCAAUUGGAGUAUGCGGAGAAGCAGAGGUUUCUUGGUGAGGAAUAUACUAGGGGCGUAUAUGAGGUAUGCUAUUCAUUUUAUUUUUAUAAACAUUGCUAACACGUGUGUAGACUCAAGUAGAAUUGAUUAAGGAGAAGUAUGAUUUAAUGAUCAAGAGAAGAUUGAUUGAAGAGCACCAGCAAAUGGAAAUGCGAUCUGGUGCUGAUAGUCCAUCUCAGCAUAAUGUAAGUGAAGAAGAUUUUGAUUACCAAUUUUUACUGAUCUUACUAGUUUGAUCAUUCACAUAUCAAGAGAAUCCCUGAAGAGAUUUUCAUCCACCCUGCUGAUGCGUGGGCCAAUGGUGGCCGUGCUGCACAACUUGCUGCUGAUGCUGAGAAGGCCCAAGGCAAAAAACGAGGCGGUCGUGGAAAGAAGUCUACCAAGAUGCCUGCAUCACCAUUUAAACCUCUAGAUAUUAUGACGCCGGAUGAUACAGAAGUCGCACCCAAGAAGACAUCCUUGUAUCAACCUGCUACCUCAUUAUCUCUCGCCAAUACCGUGGAUGGAGAUUCUGCAGCUCCCACCCCAGCCGAAUUGACCGAACAAGAAGAUGCCGAUGAGUUAGAGACCGAUAAAUUCGGAGUUUACAUACCUAAUAAAGCAAGACCCAGAAAUGGCGAUCCGCCAAAUAAUCGUAUAGUGGUCGAGCCUCCAUUUACAUUUGAUGAGGAUGAGAUAGGUAUUCGUCAUCACCAUUACAAAAAGUACAACAAGAAUGAUCUUCCUACUUUCAUUGGGAUGGACCCUUCUCCACAACCGAAGAAUUUUCAUUAUGAUCCUUGGGUGAGAAAUCAUCAUUCUACGAAUAAUCGACCGGAAGACUUGGAUCAAACGAUUGUUGAAACUCAUAAGUUACAUCCUACUUUAGGUUUGCCUGUGAAAGGUUCAAUGAAUCCUACACUUACUGUAAGAAGUGAUUGGAGUAAACCUGUAGCAGAGACCAAACCUGUUCUUUUUGUUGUUGAAACUCAAGAUGAAGAAUCACUGAAACCAAGAUUUGAGACUUCUCGUUCAGCAUGGAUGGCACGCACAGAAAGGGAAUUUGCGGAUCUUAUUGAUCAACUCAAGAUGGCUGAAUCAUUGGAGGCAAUUGGACUUCGUGACCCUAUCCUUCGACCAAUCGAAAAGAAGGUUGAACCUCAAAUCAUUGGUAAGAUUAGUGAUUCUUUGAUGCAAGCUGUGACAGAGGCAUCAAAUCUUUUAUCCAAGCCACUUCCAUCAGCACCCUCAUUAAGAGUGACUUCAGUACCUGGAACGCCUGCACCUGCACAAAGAACUCAAGGCUACGAUCCAGUCCGAGAUACUGGAUACUCUCCUCACUUACGUCGAUCUCCAGUCAAAACUUUCAACCAAGUCGGAAACCUAGGUGUCCUCGCGGAUGCAGCCGAAUUACGUGGGGCACCACAACACCGCGGAGGGCUUCCUCAUCCAAUUAUCCCAGCGCCAAGACCAAUGCAACAAAUGUACACCUUUUCUCAGCCAGAAUUCUAUAGGCCAGGUCCUUCAUUUGUACCUCCACCCCCACAUAUGAAUCUCCCACCACCUAUACCCAUGACUCUUCCGCCCCCUCAACCGCAACAGCAGCAAACGCAAUUCUUUCAAUAUGCUGGUCCACCGCAAGCUCAAGGUGGUCCUCAUAACAAGUACAAGGAGAUUCUCCCUGCCCCGCCACAAAGGCGCGUACAACCGACUUCAUUGGCUGUACCCCGGAAUAAUGGAUUUAAUCCAUUUGUAAAUGGAACAGCAUAUGGAAAUGGUACGGGAAGGGGUCCUUAAGCUGAUUAAUUGGCAAACAUGAGACACAUACAUAUAGACAAGUGUAGUAGGGAAUCUUGUAUUGAAGGAGGCAUGGGGAACAUGAAACUUCGAGGACUGCACUUUCGUCGCGCAUUUUUACUACAGUAGCCCAUAUUCCAUACGUGAAGGUUCGAUACGAGGACUCUUUCAUGUAGAGUAUUUCUUUACCCUCAACCUCCUUUCCUCGCAUUCGUCUCUUUUCUUUAUUUUGUACCAACAAACUAUUUCUUCAUUUUGUCAUUUUUUCCAUUCUUCAAUCAACUAGGCAGGCGUACGAUUUGUGUAGGUGGGGAAAGGAAGUUCUACGAUUGAACGUAUGUGUCUAUUUGUUUCCCGAACAAAUAGACAGACAAAUUGGAAUUAGGGAUGGAAUUGGGAUCGGAAUUGGGAGUGAAAUUGGAAUGGUGGGCGCAAUGCAGUUUUAAAAGUUUUGCUCUAUCUUUUUUCGGAGGAAGUGGCAGGAGUUUUAUUUCGGUGGGUGGUGAUGGUUUAGGAUGGAGGAAGGGAAGAGAAGGGAUGGGUAGGAGGAUAGGAGGAUAGAAGGAAAAAAUACUCCUGGUCUGGUGUUUCUAUUAGAGGAAUGAAGGAAUAGAAAUGGAAUUUAUGUUUUUGAAUAGUCUGAAGUUUGACUUUAUAAUUGUAUUCGUUUUUGUUUUUCUCGAGAAUAUAUAUAG
Sclerotinia trifoliorum is the source of this 3420-nucleotide messenger RNA. The record is from the annotation of a GenBank genome assembly. Lineage: Eukaryota; Fungi; Ascomycota; Leotiomycetes; Helotiales; Sclerotiniaceae.